AGUCGAUCGCGAUCGAGGGCACUCAGAGGCAACAAUGGUCUACAAAUUAUCGCAAACUCUUGUAGGGCACUCUUCAGACGUCCGAGCGCUUGCGUCGCCUUCGUCUGACCUGAUUCUCUCCGCGUCUCGGGACACGAAGGCGAUAGCAUGGACGAGGCAGGGAGGGUCAUCUUCCUUCUCGCCGUCUGUUCCAUUUCAUGCCGGUGAAAGGUUCGUCAAUGCAGUAACUUACUUGCCUCCAAACGUAGAAGGGCCCAACGGAUACCUCGUCACUGGUGGGCAAGAUACUAUUAUAAAUAUUUUUCCCAUUGGUGCUCGGCAUUCGGAAUCAUCCCAUAUGCUAAUUGGGCACACUGAGAACGUUUGCGCGUUGGAUGCGACAACCAACGGAACCAUAAUAUCGGGAUCCUGGGACAAAACUGCGCGCAUAUGGAAGGAUUUUAAGGCGGCAUACGAGCUUAGAGGCCAUACCCAGGCGGUGUGGGCCGUGGUUGCCGUUGACGAUGAGCAGUUCCUAACUGGUGAAGUGUCUCUCUUGAUGGUAUCUUACCUCGAGCCGACGUGUGGCCUAUUAGGUUCCGCUGAUAAGGAGAUCAGAUUGUGGAAUCGACACAAAAGCAUUCGGAAAUUCCAAGGUCACAAGGACGCUGUUAGAGGCCUUGUUAUCAUCCCGAAUAUCGGAUUUGCCUCAUGUUCUAAUGACAGUGAGAUUCGUGUUUGGACGCUGGAAGGGGACACGAUAUACACCUUGUCUGGGCACACUUCCUUUGUUUAUUCCCUUUCUCUCUUACCAUCGGACGAUCUUGUGUCGGGAGGAGAAGACCGAAGCGUUCGAGUUUGGAAAGAUGGCGAGUGUGCCCAAGUCAUAGUCCUUCCUGCCAUCUCUGUAUGGGCGGUUGCUACCAUGCCGAAUGGAGAUAUUGUUGCCGGAACGAGCGACGGCAUCAUCAGAGUCUUCAGCGAGAAGGAGGAGCGAUGGGCAAGUCCUGAGACACUCAAGGAGUAUGAUGAUCAUGUCGCUAACCAGGCCCUUCCUUCUCAACAAAUAGGUGACGUUAAGAAGUCAGAUCUUCCGGGAACAGAGGCCCUAACGAAACCGGGGAAGAGCGAGGGUCAAGUCCUCAUGAUUCGAGGCGAAAAUGGAGCUGUCGAAGCGCAUCAGUGGUCCUCAGGAACAUGGCAGAAGGUUGGAGAAGUAGUCGACGCAGUUGGCUCCGGGAGGAGGCAGCUGUAUGAAGGAAAAGAAUAUGACUACGUUUUUGACGUCGAUAUCCAGGACGGCGUACCCCCCUUGAAGCUCCCCUAUAACAUAACAGAAAAUCCCUACGCAGCAGCCCAAAUUUUUUUGCAAAGGAACAAUUUACCGAUGUCGUAUAUUGACGAAGUAGUCAAGUUCAUUGAGAAAAACACUUCGGGUGCUCAACUUGGUGAGCCAUCAGGACAAUUUGUCGACCCAUACACCGGCGCGUCAAGUUACAGAUCAUCCACUGUGCCAACGGCUCCCACACCUGCCGGGUCUUACCAGGAUCCAUUCACUGGGGCUUCAAGAUACCAAGCGUCUGCUUCAACUCCAGAGGGUCCUUCACCGAAUACAGUGCAUUCACAUGAUCCCUUCACGGGUUCGUCGGGGCACCGUGGUCAUCACACCAUUCCUGCUGCAACGGCAUCAACAACGCCGAUACAGCCACCGGCUAAACCGUUCCUUCCUGUAACGACGCCAUUAGCAUUCCAACAGGCGAAUAUUACUGCAAUGCGUGCGAAACUGAAUGAAUUGGAGCACAAUCUUCCUGAAGAUUCAAGUCUACGCUUCACCCCUGAGCAGGCGGAAGCUCUAAAUCGACUCUUUGAGCAGGUGAAAGCAGCAUCUCAAGACACGAAGAAUAUCAAGGCGACCAAUAUAUCUGCAGCGGACAUCAAGAUAGUGCUCGACCUUGUUGCGCAAUGGCCUGAGACUUUACGGUUCCCAG
Messenger RNA from Cantharellus anzutake, 1967 nucleotides. Its product is annotated as WD40-repeat-containing domain protein. The annotation marks the transcript as partial. The transcript is spliced from 13 exons. NCBI's taxonomy places the organism in Eukaryota, Fungi, Basidiomycota, Agaricomycetes, Cantharellales, Hydnaceae. Gene Ontology annotation, cellular component: nucleus; cytoplasm. The record is from RefSeq and is a predicted model, not a curated record. Gene Ontology annotation, biological process: proteasome-mediated ubiquitin-dependent protein catabolic process; ubiquitin recycling. Gene Ontology annotation, molecular function: ubiquitin binding.